Messenger RNA from Tupaia belangeri chinensis (Chinese tree shrew), 6210 nucleotides. RefSeq names its product ankyrin 1 (gene ANK1). The coding region runs from base 79 to 5742 and encodes 1887 amino acids. The transcript has 44 exons. Gene Ontology annotation, molecular function: protein binding. Gene Ontology annotation, biological process: signal transduction. The record is from RefSeq and is a predicted model, not a curated record. NCBI's taxonomy places the organism in Eukaryota, Metazoa, Chordata, Mammalia, Scandentia, Tupaiidae.
CACGGCCUGGGCCCCGGCAGAGGCUGUGUGCCCGCGGCAGCCCCGACUGCUCUUCCAGCAAACCCGACUAAGGCUGGCAUGCCCCUCGCAAUGGGCUUCUACAGAGCCGAUGCUGCCACCAGCUUUCUGAGGGCGGCGCGAUCGGGAAACUUGGACAAAGCUUUGGACCACCUGAGGAAUGGGGUAGACAUCAACACCUGUAACCAGAAUGGGCUGAAUGGCUUGCAUCUGGCUUCGAAGGAAGGGCACGUGAAAAUGGUGGUGGAGCUUCUGCACAAGGAGAUCAUUCUAGAAACGACGACCAAGAAAGGAAACACAGCCCUGCACAUCGCUGCCCUUGCCGGCCAGGACGAGGUGGUCCGCGAACUGGUCAACUAUGGCGCCAACGUCAACGCCCAGUCGCAGAAAGGCUUCACACCCCUGUACAUGGCGGCACAAGAGAAUCACUUGGAAGUGGUUAAGUUCCUCCUGGAGAACGGCGCGAACCAGAACGUAGCUACAGAAGAUGGCUUCACGCCGCUGGCCGUGGCCCUGCAGCAGGGCCACGAGAACGUGGUGGCCCACCUCAUCAACUACGGGACGAAGGGCAAGGUGCGGCUCCCCGCCCUGCACAUCGCGGCCCGCAACGACGACACGCGGACGGCUGCGGUGCUGCUGCAGAACGACCCCAACCCCGACGUGCUUUCCAAGACGGGAUUUACCCCCCUCCACAUCGCAGCUCACUACGAGAACCUCAACGUGGCCCAGCUGCUCCUCAACCGGGGAGCCAGCGUCAACUUCACGCCCCAGAACGGCAUCACGCCCCUGCACAUCGCCUCCCGCAGGGGGAACGUGAUCAUGGUGCGGCUCCUGCUGGACCGGGGAGCUCAGAUAGAAACCAGGACCAAGGACGAAUUGACACCGCUCCACUGUGCGGCUCGGAACGGGCACGUGCGCAUCUCAGAGAUCCUGCUGGACCACGGGGCGCCCAUCCAAGCCAAAACCAAGAAUGGCUUAUCCCCAAUUCACAUGGCGGCUCAGGGAGACCACCUCGACUGUGUGCGGCUCCUGCUGCAGUACAACGCGGAGAUAGAUGACAUCACCCUGGACCACCUGACCCCGCUCCACGUGGCAGCCCACUGCGGCCAUCACAGGGUGGCCAAGGUCCUUUUGGAUAAAGGGGCCAAGCCAAACUCCAGAGCCUUGAAUGGCUUCACGCCCUUACACAUCGCCUGCAAGAAGAACCACAUCCGGGUCAUGGAGCUGCUGCUGAAGACUGGUGCCUCCAUCGACGCCUCCACGGAGUCCGGCCUGACCCCUCUCCACGUGGCCUCCUUCAUGGGGCACCUGCCCAUCGUGAAGAACCUCUUGCAGCGGGGGGCCUCGCCCAACGUCUCCAACGUGAAAGUGGAGACCCCGCUGCACAUGGCCGCCAGGGCAGGGCACACGGAAGUGGCCAAGUACUUGCUCCAGAACAAAGCCAAGGUCGAUGCCAAGGCCAAGGACGACCAGACCCCACUGCACUGUGCUGCUCGCAUCGGCCACACGAGCAUGGUGAAGCUCCUGCUGGAGAAUAACGCCAACGCCAAUCUGGCCACCACAGCCGGCCACACACCUCUGCACAUCGCAGCCCGAGAGGGCCACGUGGACACCGCCCUGGCCCUUCUGGAGAAGGAGGCGUCUCAGGCCUGCAUGACCAAGAAAGGAUUUACACCUCUCCACGUGGCAGCCAAGUACGGGAAGGUGAGGGUAGCAGAGCUUCUCCUGGAGCGGGACGCCCACCCCAACGCUGCGGGGAAGAACGGCCUGACGCCCCUGCACGUGGCUGUCCAUCACAACAACCUGGACGUGGUGAAGCUGCUGCUGCCGCGUGGCGGCUCCCCACACAGCCCUGCCUGGAAUGGCUACACCCCUUUGCACAUCGCUGCCAAGCAGAACCAGAUGGAGGUGGCCCGCAGCCUGCUGCAGUACGGGGGGUCAGCAAACGCCGAGUCGGUGCAAGGCGUGACCCCCCUGCACCUGGCUGCCCAGGAGGGCCAUGCCGAGAUGGUCGCCCUGCUCCUCUCCAAGCAAGCCAAUGGCAACCUGGGGAACAAGAGUGGACUCACUCCCCUCCAUCUGGUGGCACAGGAAGGCCAUGUUCCCGUGGCAGAUGUGCUGAUCAAACAUGGUGUCACGGUGGACGCCGCCACCCGGAUGGGUUACACGCCUCUCCACGUGGCCAGCCACUAUGGAAACAUCAAGCUGGUGAAAUUUCUGCUCCAACACCAGGCUGACGUCAAUGCCAAGACCAAGCUGGGGUACAGUCCCUUGCACCAGGCGGCCCAACAAGGACAUACGGACAUCGUGACCCUGCUUCUGAAAAAUGGUGCUUCCCCAAACGAGGUCAGCUCGAAUGGAACCACGCCCCUAGCAAUUGCCAAGCGGCUGGGCUACAUCUCCGUAACAGACGUGCUCAAGGUCGUCACAGAUGAAACCAGUGUGGUGUUAGUCGGUGACAAGCACCGGAUGAGCUUCCCUGAGACGGUGGACGAGAUCCUGGAUGUCUCUGAGGACGAAGGAACCGCUCAUAUAUCUCUAAUGGGGGAGGAACUGGUCGGCUCCAAGGCCGAGAGACAGGAUUCCAGGGACAUAGACGAGGAGAAGGAGCUGCUGGACUUCGUGCCGAAGCUAGACCAAGUGGUGGAAUCUCCAGCCAUCCCCAGGAUCCCUUGUGUCACCCCGGAGACCGUGGUGAUCAGAUCCGAAGAGCCAGAACAGGCAUCCAAAGAGUACGACGAACACACACUCAUCCCCAGCAGCCCAGCCACGGAGACCUCAGACAACAUCAGCCCGGUGGCCAGCCCAGUCCACACGGGGUUCCUGGUGAGCUUCAUGGUGGACGCCCGCGGGGGCUCCAUGCGGGGCAGCCGCCACAACGGCCUGCGAGUGGUGAUCCCGCCCCGCACCUGCGCGGCGCCCACGCGCAUCACCUGCCGCCUGGUCAAGCCCCAGAAGCUGAGCACGCCGCCCCCGCUGGCUGAGGAGGAAGGCCUGGCCAGCAGGAUCAUCGCGCUGGGGCCCACAGGGGCCCAGUUCUUGAGCCCCGUGAUUGUGGAGAUCCCCCACUUCGCCUCCCAUGGCCGCGGGGACCGCGAGCUUGUGGUUCUGAGGAGCGAGAACGGCUUGGUGUGGAAGGAGCACAAGAACCGCUACGGGGAGAGCUACCUGGACCAGAUCCUCAACGGCAUGGACGAGGAGCUGGGGAGCCUGGAGGAGCUGGAGCGGAGGCGGGUGUGCCGCAUCAUCACCAACGACUUCCCCCUGUACUUCGUGAUCAUGUCGCGGCUCUGCCAGGACUACGACACCAUCGGCCCGGAAGGGGGCUCCCUGAAGAGCAAGCUGGUGCCCCUGGUGCAGGCCACCUUCCCAGAAAACGCCGUCACCAAGAGAGUGAAGCUAGCUCUGCAGGCCCAGCCUGUCCCGGACGAUCUGGUCACCAAACUGCUGGGCAACCAGGCCACAUUCAGCCCUAUUGUCACCGUGGAACCUCGGCGCCGGAAGUUCCACCGCCCCAUCGGGCUUCGGAUCCCACUCCCUCCUUCCUGGACAGACAACCCAAGGGACAGUGGGGAGGGGGACACCACCAGCCUGCGCCUGCUCUGCAGCGUCAUCGGAGGCACAGACCAGGCCCAGUGGGAGGACAUAACAGGAACGACCAAGCUCGUGUACGCCAACGAGUGUGCCAACUUCACCACCAACGUCUCCGCCAGGUUCUGGCUGUCGGACUGUCCCCGGACAGCUGAGGCUGUGAACUUCGCCACUCUGCUGUACAAAGAGCUCACGGCCGUGCCCUACAUGGCCAAGUUCGUCAUUUUCGCCAAGAUGAAUGACCCCCGAGAAGGGCGGCUGCGCUGCUACUGCAUGACGGACGACAAAGUGGACAAGACCCUGGAGCAACACGAGAACUUCGUCGAGGUGGCCCGGAGCAGGGACAUAGAGGUUUUGGAAGGAAUGUCCCUGUUCGCCGAGCUCUCCGGGAACCUGGUACCCGUCAAAAAGGCUGCUCAGCAGAGGAGCUUCCACUUCCAGUCGUUCCGGGAGAACCGUCUGGCCAUCCCCGUGAAGGUGAGGGACAGCAGUCGGGAGCCAGGAGGGUCCUUGUCGUUCCUGCGCAAGGCAAUGAAGUACGAGGACGCCCAGCACAUCCUCUGCCACCUGAACAUCACCAUGCCCCCCUGCACCAAGGGAAGUGGAGCCGAGGACAGGAGAAGGACCCUGACGCCGCUGGCCCUGAGAUACAGCGUCCUCAGCGAGUCCACCCUGGGCUUCCUCAGCGGGACAGACCGCGCGGACAUGAAGAUGGCCAUCAUCGCUGAGCACCUGGGCCUCAGCUGGGCGGAGCUGGCCCGGGAGCUGCAGUUCAGCGUGGAGGACAUCAACAGGAUCCGGGUGGAGAACCCCAACUCCCUGCUAGAGCAGAGCGUGGCCUUGCUGAACCUCUGGGUCCUGCGUGAGGGCAAGAACGCACAGAUGGAGAGCCUGUACGCCGCCCUGCGCAGCGUGGACCGCAGCGAGCUCGUGAACAUGCUAGAGGGCUCCGGCCGGCACAGCCGCACCCUGAAGCCUGACCGGCGGCACACGGACCGCGACUACUCCUUGUCUCCCUCCCAGAUGAAUGGUUACUCCUCGCUGCAGGACGAGCUGCUGUCCCCCGCCUCCUUGCACUACGCGCUUCCCUCUCCGCUGCGUGCAGACCAGUACUGGAGCGAGGUGGCCGUCAUAGACGCCAUCCCCCUGGCGGCCACGGAGCAUGACGUCAUGCUGGAGAUGUCUGACAUGCAGGUGUGGUCCGCCGGCCUCACGCCCUCCCUGGUCACUGCUGAGGACUCCUCUCUGGAGUGCAGCAAGGCCGAGGACUCUGACGCCACCGGCCACGAGUGGAAGUUGGAGGGGGCGCUCUCCGAGGAAGCGCGGGGCCCCGAGCUGGGCUCUCUGGACCUUGUGGAGGACGACACAGUGGAUUCAGAUGCCACAAAUGGCCUUAUCGAUUUGCUUGACCAAGAGGAAGGUCAGAGGUCAGAAGAGAAGCUGCCAGGUUAUAAAAGGCAGGAUGACUCGACAGGUGCAGGGCAGGACUCAGAGAAUGAAGUGUCUCUUGUUUCAGGCCAGCAGAGGGUGCAAGCCCGAAUCUCAGACUCCCCCACCGUGAGCCGGGUGCUGGAGAGUACGCAGGACAGACUGCAUGACUGGGACGCGGAUGGCUCCAUUGUGUCAUACCUACAAGACGCUGCACAAGGUUCCUGGCAGGAGGCCACCCGAGGCCCGCACUCUGCCCAGAGAGCCAUCACCAUCAUCAAGGGGCUGGAGCCCAGUGGGUCUCGGGAGUUCGAGAAGGUCCUAGUGUCUGCAAGCGAGCACCUGCGGAUGGAGCAGCCCGUGGCCGAGGUCCCUCAGGCUGCCAGGGACCACAGAAGACACAGCCACAGAGAGCAGCUGCAGGAGGCCGACGGUACCUUGUCCAGGGUGGUGCAGGGGGAUGAGCUUCAGAAUAUUCCAGGGGAGCAGGUGACAGAGGAACAAUUCACGGAUGAGCAGGGCAACAUUGUCACUAAGAAGAUCAUUCGCAAAGUGGUCCGGCAGAUAGACUCGUCUGGUGCCGGUGACACUCAGGAGCACGAGGAGGUGGAGCUGAGAGGGAGUGGCCUGCAGCCCGACCUGAUAGAGGGCCGGAAGGGGGCGCAGAUAGUGAAGCGGGCCAGUCUGAAAAGGGGGAAGCAGUGAGCCGGGCCUCUCUCCUCGGACUAGCCUCGCAGGAGGAUCACACCUCGACACCCAACCCCUGACUCCACACACUCUACCAUGCACACAGGAGGAGAGCUGGACGGGGCCCAGGAGCGCGCCCGUGUUCCUCCAGGCUAUCGGCAUGAUCUCUGUAAGAGACUUCCUUUAGUCUCCUAUCCGCAUGAACGACCGACUGUAGACGCAUGACCUGCAGUCCUCAACCCCGCCUCUAGCAAGACGGAUCUGUCGGGAAUCAGGACAACCGCAGCGCGAGGGGAGAGAGAGGGCUAGGAGACCAGGGCGAGCGAGCGUGCGUGGGUGCAAAAGGGGAUAAGGGCUCUUUUGUGGCUGGGGAUGGUUUGCUUUUCUUUUUAAAAUUGUUUUAAUUUUGACUUCGUACAGGGUACUUUUUUUUUUUCCAACCUCAUCUGUAAGAAAUCCAUGUGGGCUUCCUGCAAAGAGAAAAAA